Molecule: messenger RNA, 627 nt
Organism: Chrysochloris asiatica (Cape golden mole)
Lineage: Eukaryota; Metazoa; Chordata; Mammalia; Afrosoricida; Chrysochloridae
Gene: CFAP68
Product: chromosome unknown open reading frame, human C11orf1
Exons: 4
Coding region: 1-519 (172 amino acids)
Cellular component (GO): nucleus
Source: RefSeq, a predicted model, not a curated record
AUGCCCCUCUCUUACUAUGUCUGCUGCCUGCAAUUUCUUUACCAGAGAGAAUCCCUCAUCUGUUUUCUUGCAAACCCACACUGUGGCAGCCUCAUUAAUGCAGAUGGCCAUGCUGAAGUGUGGACAGAUUGGAAUGACAUGUCUAAGUUUUUCCAGUAUGGGUGGAGAUGUACCACUAAUGAGAAUUCCUAUUCAAAUCGUACUCUGAUGGGCAACUGGAACCAGGAAAGAUAUGACCUAAAGAAUAUUAUGCAGCCCAAACCCUUACCUUCCCAGUUUGGACACUAUUUUGAAACAACAUAUGAUACAAGCUUUAACGACAAAAGGCCACUUUCAACCCAUAGAUUUAAGCAAGAGCCUCACUGGUUCCCAGGACAUCAGCCUGAAUUGGAUCCUCCUCGAUACAAAUGCACCGAAAAGUCAACUUAUAUGAAUAGCUAUUCAAAACCUCAAAUCACACAUCACCUUGAGUGUGUAUGGGAUCCUAAUACUGGCCAAUUUCAGGAUCCAGGGUUCUAAGAAAGAACGAGAAGUUUUAUUUCUUCAGAAUAGAAUGUAGGAUGGAGCAUAUUGUAAGCACAACUAAGAAUGUAGCUUGCUAUAACACAGUCUCACUCUAUGAAUAAA